Botrytis deweyae is the source of this 573-nucleotide messenger RNA. RefSeq lists its product as uncharacterized. The record is from RefSeq and is a predicted model, not a curated record. NCBI's taxonomy places the organism in Eukaryota, Fungi, Ascomycota, Leotiomycetes, Helotiales, Sclerotiniaceae. Bases 1 to 573 code for a protein of 190 amino acids. The transcript has 3 exons.
AUGUCAUCAUUUUCUGCCCCCGCCGUUCGCAAUGCGACUGGUGUCUCUGCUGAGAAUAGCGUAACGGCAAUCAUCAUGCGCAAUCGAGCGAUUCUCUACGAAAGCAAUAAUCCCACCAGUUCUUUCAAUCCUUCCAUCUUGAAUUUACUCAAUAGCAUGCCCAACGACGAAGCUUCCGAGUCCAGAUUAUUUGCCCGCGCAUCCGAGAAGAGACAAUCCCACAUUGAAACCAGCAUUCUCCUCGAUGGCGCAUCCGACAUCCUGCAACAGUCUGCCGAACCAUCCUCAGAAGAUUCAAGCGCCCAGACUGAAGUCGUCGAUGACAAAUCCACAACUGCUUCUUUCUUCCGCUGUUGCCAGUGUCAGCAUACAUCUCAUGCGCCCACCUGCACAAGAGAAGAACAGAAGAUCGGUGUCGUUCGGGGAAAGGAGCAGAAAAUUCUCAUAGUCAAUAGCGAAUGCGAACAUAAGAAGUGCUCUCGAUGCGUCAAUGUUGAUGAGAAUGGUGUGCGUAUUGGUGUCAAACCUUGGGAAUUGGAGUGGACAGGUCCUGCUGUUUCCACACAGGCGUAG